Messenger RNA from Arabidopsis lyrata subsp. lyrata, 2739 nucleotides. RefSeq names its product protein NEDD1. Gene Ontology annotation, cellular component: kinetochore microtubule. Gene Ontology annotation, biological process: positive regulation of cytokinesis; regulation of phragmoplast microtubule organization; regulation of microtubule nucleation. Gene Ontology annotation, molecular function: gamma-tubulin complex binding; protein binding. The coding region runs from base 180 to 2528 and encodes 782 amino acids. Lineage: Eukaryota; Viridiplantae; Streptophyta; Magnoliopsida; Brassicales; Brassicaceae. The transcript has 10 exons. The record is from RefSeq and is a predicted model, not a curated record.
UUAAAAAAUACAAUUUUCUUUUAUCUAAUUUCGAAUCUCAUAGGGUUCAAAAUUUUGUUUCUGCUGUUCUCUCGAGGAAAGGUAGAGUUCCCGCAUUGUCCGGAUUCUCAGAGAUUCAUUCAUUAAUCUGAGUUUUCUCGGGAAAAUUUACUGACUCUGAGUCUAACCCGAAUCCAGCGAUGAUGUCGAACUUGGUGGAGCCUUCGUGGCGCCUCCUGGCAGCGAGCGGCGGAGAUACGGUUAAGCUUUUCGACGUUUCUGCCGAUUCCGGCGAUCCCUGCGUUUUGAGCUAUACUCCGACACCUGGCUGUGCUGUCAACUCCGUCAAGUGGAAUCAUACGAAUUUAGUGGUGGCGAGUACGGGAGAAGAUAAGAAGAUAUCCCUGUGGCGGAAAAAUGGGCAGAGUUUAGGAACAGUUCCAGUUACUGGCAAGGACGGUGGUGAUAGUGCCGAGGAAUGUUUAUCGGCUAUUAGCUUCAGCAAAAAAGGAUCCAGGUACAUUUGUUCUGGAGGAACUGGUCAAAUUGUUAAGAUAUGGGAUCUGCAAAGAAAGCUUUGUAUUAAGAAGUUGAAGGGUCAUACAAGUACAAUAACGGGUGUCAUGUACAACUGCAAAGAUGAGCAUUUGGCUUCUGUUAGUGUUGGUGGGGAUCUAAUAGUCCACAACCUUGCAUCUGGAGCAAGGGCUACAGAACUCAAAGAUCCAAAUGGGCAGGUAUUAAGGUUGCUUGAUUAUUCAAGGUCCAGUCGACACCUCCUACUCACUGCAGGUGAUGAUGGCACUGUGCAUCUGUGGGACACAACUGGUCGUAGCCCCAAGAUGUCCUGGUUGAAGCAGCAUUCGGCACCAACUGCUGGCGUUUGCUUCUCUCCAUCAAACGAAAAGAUAAUUGCUAGUGUGGGGAUGGACAAAAAGCUUUACACUUAUGAUUCUGGAUCCAGAAGAUCUUCGUCCUGCAUUGCCUAUGAGGCACCUUUCUCCUCUUUGGCGUUUGGGGAUAAUGGUUAUAUUCUGGCAGCUGGAACCAGCAAUGGUAGAGUAGUGUUUUACGACGUCCGUGGAAAACCGCAGCCUGUUACUGUCUUGCACGCUUUCAGUAAUUCAGAGGAUGUAACAAGUCUUUCAUGGCAAACAUCAAAACCAGUUAUUGUGAAUGAGAAAAAUUACACUUCUGAGAUGGCUCUUCUUGGCAGUACUGUGGAAGAUUCAGUUGUCAUUCCGGAUCCACUUCCCUCAACGACACCCUCAGCUUCACAGUCCGCUUUGGCACCAGGUUCCCGUGGAGUUUCCGCGAGUACUGUAAAUGCAUCAUCAGUUGAACAAACACCAAAUAGAACUCAUCUAUGGCCUGGUGGGCCACUGGGCAGACUGCAUGCACUUCGUGCAAGUGACAGUUUUAAUGAUGAUAUGGGUGUUUUUUCACCUAUUAUUGACGUAUCAUCUGUUGAGAAGUGGGCUGAUAGUGAAGGAUUCAAUAAUAAGGAACAUUUCGUUGUUGACAAAAAGCCGUCCUCUUUGCUAUUUCCUUCAUCCAGCAAGGGAUAUUCGUUCGGAGACGAUGGAAACAAGGAACAUCCGAUAUUCGACUGGAAACCAAGUUCUACUUCGAAACAGGAUGACACGAGGGUUGCUUUUUCGUCUUUUGGAUCUACUACGCCAACAGCAUCAUCCAAAAGUGAAGACACUGCCUUGACACCUCCAGAAGCAUGGGGUGGCGAUAAAUUUUCUGAGAAGUUUAACCAGUUGGCCAAUGAGAAAUUUUCUGAUAAAUUUAGCCACCUGCAUGCACCUUCACGUCUCGCGGUUUCAAGCACAUGUGCUAGUACAUCUGGAUCAAUGUUCUCUAGCUCUCGAGAUUUCCCCUUGUCGCUUGGUCAGACAAACCUCGCAAACGCUAGCUCAGAAUUCCCACGGAUCAGAGACUUCUCUUCAACCUUUGAGACAUCCUCAACACAGACAGACAACAACUUGCCUUCAAGCCCAUUGUUUACAAAAGGCAUCACAGCUCCGGGUAACAUUGAUUCAUUGAGGCUAUCACCAAAUUUUACUCGUAGGUUCUCAACAUAUGCUGAGAGAAUCAGCACCACUUCUUCCUUUAGUGACGGGGCCUCUCUCACUCUGGGUGGUUCACCCAAGAUAAAGAAAACAGGCGCAGAAACGAGAGAGGAAGUUUUAAAUCAUCUGUUGCCGAGACCAGAGAUGGUGGCUGCAACAGAAGCAGGAGCUAUGCCGCUUAUGAAUCAGGGAGGGUUGAAGCAACCUCAAACGGAUCAACAGCAGAUGAUGGGUAGUAGCAAUUUCACGCUUCAGCUAUUUCAAAGAACGCUCGAAGGAACUUUGGAUUCUUUCCAAAACUCAAUUCAUGAUGACGUGAGGAACCUUCACAUUGAGAUCCUCAGACAGUUCCACAUGCACGAGAUGGAGAUGUCGAAGGUGUUAAGCUCGAUUCUGGAGAACCAAGCGGAGCAAAUGAAGGAGUUAAAAUUGUUGCGAAAAGAGAAUCAAGAGCUCAAAGAAAGGCUAUAGAGGAGACUGUUGUGAGUUUUUGUGUGUUCAAAUGUUGCGUGGAUUUCUAUCAUUCUCUUUGGUACUCUUCAUGUGUUCCUCUCCGUUUUGCGAUCGAAUCCAUUUUGAUUUCAUAUUAUGAUUGAUUCGUUUGGGUUUUGGUAGAGAUCUUGUUUACAUUGUAACAUUGCAUUUCCAUUAAUCUGGAGGAAGCAAACCAUUAAUCAUGUCA